UUUCUUUGCAGGUAGCGUUAUCUUAUUUUCCUUGCUGACAGAUAAUUAGCUACAUCUAGCGAGUAAGAAAGCGUUUCACGUUUGCUAACUAGCAAGCAAGCUACCAACAUGGACUAGGACAUGUCCAGCUAAUUUUGAACUGUAGCAGGACAUCCAGAUUAUCUAAAACUUUACAUAGCCUUGGCAAAAGUAGGUAAAUUAACGUAUUAGUUAACGUUAUCAAAUUUUGAUGAUGGAAAAUUAUCACCAACGUUGCGAGUCUUCUGGUCAUGGAAGAGAAAAUAAAUUUAACCGAAAGAAAUGUUUUCCUGGCGGAGUUGGAGCGUCUUCUCAUGGGAGUUAUGGAAGCGACGAAGGGGAAAGAAAGCCAAAAUUUCUGGACCGCUUCGCCAGUAUCCGGAUCCCCGGCAGCCGGAAGGAGCGACCGCACCUGGCCCACGUCAAGCACUCCUCCUCCAGCGACUGGCACGCCUCCUCUGAGUUCCAGGACCUCUCCACCAAAAUCACCUCCGAGACGGAGAUCCUGGCCUUGUUCGAGAAGAUGAUGGAGGAUAUGAACUUAAACGAAGAUAAAAAAGCUCCUUUACGGGAAAAGGACCUCAACAUGAAAAAGGAGAUGGUCGUUCAGUACAUCAUCACAGCCUCCAAAACGGGAGGUCUGAGGAGCAGUCACCAGGUGCACCCUCAGGAGUUCCUGGGGGAGCUGAGGUCUGGGAUUGUGGAUGAGAGGCUGGUGGCCUACCUGGACUCACUGAGGGUUUCCCUGACCAGCAACCCUGUCAGCUGGGUGCAGAGUUUCGGAAAUGAAGGCCUGGGCUUGCUCUUGGACACCCUGGAGAGGCUGCUCCAGAAGAAACACCCGGAACAUAUUGACAAGAAGAGCCAACACAAAGUGAUCCAGUGCCUGAAAGCAUUCAUGAACAACAAGUUUGGCCUGGAGCGAAUCCUGAGCGAGGAGAAGAGCCUGACGCUGCUGGCCCGGGCCGUGGACCCCAGCCAACCCGCCAUGAUGACCGAUGUGGUCAAGCUGCUGUCCGCCAUUUGCAUCGUGGGCGAGGAGAACACACUGGAGAAGGUCCUUGAAGCCAUCACUAUCGCAGGAGAGCGGAGGAACGUUGAGAGGUUCGGCCCCAUCGUUGAAGGUCUCCGCAAUCGCUCUGUGCAAUUACAAGUGGCCUGCAUGCAGCUGAUUAACGCUCUGGUUACGUCUCCCGAUGACCUGGACUUCAGACUGCACAUCAGAAACGAGUUCAUGCGCUGCGGACUGAAGCAGAUCCUGCCGCAUCUGAGCUCCAUCCGGAGCGAGGCUCUGGACAUCCAGCUGAGAGUUCAUGAGGAGCAUCGGGAGGAGGACAUGAUUGAGUUCUCCCACCGGCUGGAGGACAUCAGAAGUGAACUGGACGAUGCGGGCGACGUGUUCAACAUGCUGGUGAGCGUGGUGAAGAGCACGGCCGCGGAGGGCCACUUCCUGUCCAUCCUGCAGCACCUCCUGCUCAUCAGGAACGACUACUUCAUCCGGCCGCAGUACUUCAGGGUCAUAGAGGAGUGCGUGUCCCAGAUCGUCCUGCAUCGCAGCGGUGCCGACCCAGACUUCUCCUACAGGAAGAGGCUGGACGUGGACUUCAGCCACCUCAUCGAGGGGUGUGUGGAGAAGGCUCGGACAGACGAGUACGAGCAGAGAGCCUCAGAGCUAGCGCAAAAGUUUGAGGAAGAGUUCCUGGUGCGACAGGAAGCUCAGGCACAGCUGCUGAAGAAGGAUGAGAAGAUCGGCGAGCUGGAACUGGAGUUACAGGCUUUUAGGUCCCAGUUUGGAGCAGUGCCAGUGGGGAUCAACCCCGCCCACCCUGCGCAGGCCUUCCCAUCAGCCUUUGCCCCGGUGCCUCCGCCCCCCCCGGGCUGCCCCGCGCCCCCUCCGCCCCCGCCCCCGCCUCCCCUCCCCGGCUUCGGCGGCAUCCCCCCCGCGCCCUUCCUCCACCCCUCCGGAGUGCCCCCCCCUCCCCCGCCGGGCUUCAUGGGCCUGGCCUGCUCCCCCCCUCACCGCACCCUGCCUUUCGGCAUGAGGCCCAAGAAGGAGUUCAAGCUGGAGACCGCCAUGAAGCGCCUCAACUGGUCCAAGAUCCGUCCCCAGGAGAUGUCUGAGAGCUGCUUCUGGAUAAUGGCAAAUGAAGACAAAUAUGAGAACACUGACCUGCUCGCCAAACUCGCUCACACCUUCGGUUCACAGAAACUAGCCAGGAAGGAGGAAGAGGACCUGGAGGAUAAGAAAUCCAUCAAGAAGAGGAUCAAAGAACUGAAGGUCCUGGACCCCAAAAUCGCACAGAACCUGUCCAUCUUCCUGGGCUCCUUCCGCAUGCCCUACCAGGAGAUCCGCCGGAUCGUGCUGGAGGUGGAUGAGGAGCAGCUGACGGAGCCCAUGAUACAGAACCUGGUGAAGCACCUUCCUGAGCAGACUCAGCUGAACGCUCUGGUGAAGUACAAGCACGAGUACGCCAGCCUGUCUGAGCCGGAGCAGUUUGGGGUGGUGAUGAGCGGCGUGAAGCGGCUGCAUCCGCGGCUCAACUCCAUCCUGUUCCGGCUGCAGUUCGAGGAGCAGGUGAGCAACAUCCGGCCGGACAUCCUGGCGGUGAGCGCUGCCUGUGAGGAGGUCAGGCGCAGCCGCAGCUUCUGCACCCUGCUGGAGCUGGUGCUCCUCAUCGGCAACUACAUCAACAGCGGCUCCCGCAACGCCCAGUCCUACGGCUUCCACCUCAGCUCCCUCUGCAAGCUGAAGGACACCAAGUCGGCGGACCAGAAGCAGACGCUGCUGCACUUCCUGGCCGAGGCCUGCGAGGAGAGCUUCCCCGAGGUGCUGAAGUUUGUGGAGGACCUGCAGCACGUGGACCGAGCCAGCAGAGUGUCUGCGGAGAACCUGGACCGGAGUCUGAAGCAGAUGGAGCGGCAGGUCACUCAGCUGGAGAGGGACCUGGAGACGUUCUCCUGCCCGGAGGAACCGCGAGACAUGUUCGUCUCCAAGAUGUCCAGCUUCGCCCUGCUGGCGCGGGAGCAGCACCAGAAGCUGCAGCUGAUGCAGGACAGCAUGGCCACGCUGUACCAGGACAUGCUGCAGUACUUCGCCAUCGACCCCAAGAAGACCUCGGUGGAGGAGUUCUUCACCGACAUCAGCAACUUCCGCUCCAUGUUCAUGGAGACGGUGCGGGAGAACGCCCGGAGGCGCGAGGCCGAGGAGAAGCAGAGGCGGGCGCGGGCGGCCAGGGAGAAGGCCGAGCGCGAGAAGCAGGAGAGACAGCAGAAGAAGAAACGCCUCCUGGAGGUCAACACAGAGAGUGAUGAGACUGGAGUGAUGGAUAGUUUGCUGGAGGCGCUGCAGUCGGGGGCUGCAUUCAGAGACCGUCGGAAACGCGCUCCCAGGACGAGAGACGUCUGGCCAAACCUCAGUCCCUCCUCCUCCUGCGCUUCACAGCAGCAGCAGCAGAGGCCCGUUCUCAAGCCCUGUAACCAUGAAACCCAGAAGACACCUUUGCAAAGGUCACGGUCUCGGCAGAAUAUCAAUUUCAACUCGACAAGAGCGCCCAUCGCCAAGGAUCUUAAUUACGAGCCUGAUCCUCAUUCAUCUGCUGCCCGCAGCAAAGCACCCGUGAGACACGAGAACCACAGCGGAGCCAGCAGAGAGGCGGAGAGGGAUAGGGAGAGAGAGAAGGAGAGAGAGAGGGAGAGGGAAAGAGAGAGGGAAAGAGAGAGAGAAGGGGAAGGACAGCCAGCCAUCUGCCCUUCCAAUGGAGAGAGUGAUGUAGAAACACUGCUGGCCAGGUUGAGAGCCCUGUAGUCUGUACUGUCCUCUGUCUGUACUGCCUUCUGUCUGUACUGCCUUCUGUCUGUACUGCCCUCUGUCUGUACUGCCCUCUGUCUGUACUGCCCUCUGUCUGUACUGCCUUCUAUCUGUACUGACCUCUGUCUGUACUGCCCUCUGUCUGUACUGCCCUCUGUCUGUACUGCCCUCUGUCUGUACUACCCUCUGUCUGUACUUCCCUCUGUCUGUACUGACAUCUGUCUUUACCGACCUCUCCCAACAUGUCCUCUUUCUCCCUGGUCUGUUGCUGUGGUCUGUCCUUUCUUCUGUGUUGUCCUAUAGUUUGUGCAGUACUCUUUUCUGUAGUUGGCGCUCUCUCAUUGUCUCAGAGGGCCCGGGUCACACACCCUCCAGGAUAACCUUCCUGAAGUCUGUGGACUCAUCACAACAGAGUGCAGAGUCACCAUUUCUAAUGAACAGAAGUCUAACAAUUAACCUUUCCUUCCAGAUUCUUUGACCUUUCUCAGUGAGACAGGCAUUUUGUUCUGGAACAUCUGAGCGAUACUCUGCAAGAUUUUUAUUUUCAGCAAAUCCUGCCACUUUUCCCUUCAGAGGAUGUAACGAUUAUGGCCUUUGCCAAUGAUCCUAAACUGACAUUUAAAAUGAGUUUGUAGAGAAUUUCAAUAAAACCCACAGUUUAACUAAGUCUUAAAUCAGCUGCACUUAAGUUUAAGCAAGUAAACAUGGAAGACAUAAUAUUUAGUCAUUUUCAAACUUCAUUUACACACGUCGUUGCACAAGACAAACAGUCUAGCUCAACCGCCACAGAGCUUCACCCUGAUUAUGAGCAAGAUAUUACUGAUUUCAUAUGCACUUUCUCCAUUUCUGCUUGUUUUGCUAGGGCAUUUGGGACUCUUACUUAACGAAUUGUGUCUAAAUAUUUAAAUAACUGUAUUUACCUAUAUACACAUUAACUAAUGGGAAUAGUGUCGUCAAUGUACAACCCGUCUAUUUUGUGUUUUGGUAAAAACCACAAAUAGUACUUUUGUGAUGACCAGCUCUUUCAAUAACACAUCAAGCCAACACAGUACAGUAGCUUCAAACUGCACUCUGUCAUGGAAGAAUUAUAUAGUUAAACUUGUAUAUACAUUUUUAUUGUAUAAGUAAAGCUUAAUAUACGUUUAUCUAAACACCCGCAUAUGUAUAUGAACACGUGAAAUAUGCACAUACACAUGGCUAUGCAAUGUUUUUUGGUAUUCUCUAUGCAAAUGUAAUUCUUUUAGAUCAUUUGAGAACUGGUGUUUUCUGUAUUAGUGUAUUUUAGAGAACUUUGCUUCUUCCUUUUAUACAGUACUUUAUAUAAGAUAUACUUUAAUUCCCUUGUCUUGUGGCUCUCAGUUAAUCAAGGGCUUAUGGGUCUUCUUGCCAAUGGUAAAACUGCUGAAUACAAGUCAUGGUCUACAUCCGGUUGAAACAAAAGGUGAUUAAUGGUGUCUUGGGAAGGACUGCUUGCUGUAAACCAGGCUGGUUCACUGAGUCACUUUCACAUUAUCGCAGUGUGAUUGGACAUGUUAUUACAUUAACAAGAUCCAUCUGGUAAAUUGUAAGCAUUUCCCUGUUGUUUUAGAAUAAAUGUUUUUUUUUUUUGGUUUUUUUUUCUUGUUUUUUUUUAAAUAUGUUGUUUUGUUGAAUUUGAUUGAGACACCAAGGGGAUUUUCAGUUAAUUGUCAUAAUCUUCUCUUGAGCACCGCAAAUGCGAUUAUCUAUUCAGAAAGUGCAAUAAUUAGACUUAAAAUCGAGCAAGACAACAGAAUCUAUUUCUGAGGUUUUUUUUUUUCCCUUCUUCUUUGACUUGGCUAAUUCAAUAGUGUUCUGUUUCUCCUGCAGAACACCAUCAGAGUUAAUUAGGGGAUAGUGUUCUGAAUGAAAGGGCUUCUUUUGUAGUGUCAUUUAUACAAUAAAAAAGCAAACCUCUGUGA
Molecule: messenger RNA, 5766 nt
Organism: Conger conger (European conger)
Lineage: Eukaryota; Metazoa; Chordata; Actinopteri; Anguilliformes; Congridae
Product: protein diaphanous homolog 3-like
Exons: 27
Coding region: 230-3823 (1197 amino acids)
Biological process (GO): actin filament polymerization; actin cytoskeleton organization
Cellular component (GO): actin filament; cytoplasm
Molecular function (GO): actin binding; microtubule binding; small GTPase binding
Source: RefSeq, a predicted model, not a curated record